AUGGCGGAGGUGGAAGAUCUGCUUACAAAAUGGAACGAAGACAACAAGUAUCAAAUGUUGGAACGAUUACCGUCCACAUACAACCCUCUGUAUUCAUUUGUUCUCCCAAAAGGAGAGAACAAGCACUACAUGCAACAGUUCAGCGACAUUUACUUCUUGAGACUGGCAAAGCUCAAGCCAGCCGUCGAAGCAGCAGCAGCUGAUGCCUGGGAAGACUUUGAAAUCGCUGGAGAACAUGCACAGAGAGUGGAGAGAGUGCUUGACGUACGCCAGGGUCAAUUAUGCUGGGUAGCCGGAACCAUCUACAUGGAUUUGCCUUUGAAGCCCAACAUUCUUGACGAGCUCUCCAAGGACCACUGGGUUGCUGGACCCCCUCCUCGGCGAAGUUACUAUUCAACAGCAGAGGACAUCCAGGUAAUGCUCGAGGACGAGUCUGGGCGAUUAAGACUUACCGGUGCGAUGCUGAGAACCAAUUCACUUGUGACGGGGGUUAUCGUCGCUGUACUAGGAACAGAGAAUGCAGAUGGCGAGUUUGAGGUCUUGGAUCUUCAUGUUGCCGAUCUUCCACGACAACCCCAAAGAUGGGAGCGUGACGAAGGCCAGUCAGCUCUCCCAGGGAAAAUGGAAGUAGAUCACGAGAGCCAGCCGAAAAAGAUCGUACUCGUCAGCGGACUGGGCAUAUCUGGGACUGAAGCAGAUACAGUGAGCCUCUCUUUGCUCAGCGAAUAUCUUCUUGGAGAGUCUCUUGGAUUAGGAGAUCAGCUUCCCGCAACAACACUUUGCCGGCUGAUCAUCGCCGGCAACUCAAUCUCCUCAGAUGUCAUCAUCGCUCCUCCGCCCGAUGCAAUGGAUACUGGCACAAGGAAAGCUACUCAGAAGAAGUAUGGGUACGAUUCAACAGCCUACAAUCCUACACCAACUGCUCAUCUUGACCAAUUUCUGUCAGAACUUCUACCAAGCAUUCCAAUCACAAUCAUGCCUGGAGAACAUGACCCUGCAAAUACUAGUAUGCCGCAACAGCCAAUCCAUCAAGCCAUGUUCCCACAUUCUCGAGCAUAUGCAUCUCAGCACCUGAACCAUGAAGAAGAUUCCGAGCCAGGCUGGCUUGAUAGCGUCACGAAUCCUUGGGAUGGCGAUGUCGAGGGAUGGCGAUUGAUGGGCAAUAGUGGCCAGCCAGUCGACGACAUCCUCAAGUACAUAGAUCAUGGAGGCCCAGAUGGAACAGGAGCAGAUGGCAGACUGGAGGUCAUGGAAAGCAUUCUGAGAUGGAGAUGUGGCGCUCCUACUGCUCCGGACACUCUGUGGUGCUAUCCCUUCCAGGAAAAAGAUCAAUUCGUGAUCGAGCAAUGCCCACACGUUUUCUUUGUUGGCAAUCAGCCCAGAUUCGAUACCGCCGUCAUCGAAGGUCCAGCAGGACAACAGGUACGCAUCGUUGCGAUACCCAAGUUUCAUGAGACAGGUCAAAUCGUGCUUUUGGAUUCGGAAACACUUGAGGUGGAGCUAGUCAAGAUCGACGUAUACGACGAGCUGGAUGCCGAGGGCACAUGA
Molecule: messenger RNA, 1548 nt
Organism: Endocarpon pusillum Z07020
Lineage: Eukaryota; Fungi; Ascomycota; Eurotiomycetes; Verrucariales; Verrucariaceae
Exons: 2
Coding region: 1-1548 (515 amino acids)
Biological process (GO): DNA replication; DNA strand elongation involved in DNA replication
Cellular component (GO): delta DNA polymerase complex
Molecular function (GO): DNA binding
Source: RefSeq, a predicted model, not a curated record